This is a messenger RNA of Zasmidium cellare ATCC 36951, 1128 nucleotides long. RefSeq lists its product as uncharacterized. Bases 1 to 1128 code for a protein of 375 amino acids. Lineage: Eukaryota; Fungi; Ascomycota; Dothideomycetes; Mycosphaerellales; Mycosphaerellaceae. The record is from RefSeq and is a predicted model, not a curated record. The transcript has a single exon. Gene Ontology annotation, biological process: lipid metabolic process.
AUGAACGAGUAUCAGAUCAGUAUUAUUCCUUCCUUACUUUUCGUUGUAGUUGUGUCUUUUCCGGCCGCUGCUCUCGGUCGACAUAUCAUUCAAUUCUCAAUACUAUUCGCCAGCAGCAUCUUCCUCUCCGUUCUGGGGGUGUACUCGCUCUCUCUAAUAACUACCAAGGCAUCUGGUCCUGCAUCGCGUUCAAAGGGCUCAUUGAAGAAGAUUGACCAACCUAAAAAGUGGUACGAUCUAUCGCUCGAAUGGAAGACUCGCGUCUUUGGGAUUGUAGCAGCCGCAUAUGUCCUGGCCUUGCCAUACUUCGCACCAGGUGGACCACUGGCUGAAUGCGUCGCGAGGGCAAUCCUCUUCGCCUGUGCUGGCAAGAUACUGGACUUGACGGUGGCGAGAGCACAUAAGCCUCCGAAGAUGAUGGAAAGAGGGAAAGCAGUUCCGGUCACUGAUCGGAACCGUCGUCAAUACGUCUGGCUUUUGCUCAGGGAGUGUCGAUACCAUUCGUUCGAUAUCGCCACCAGUGAGAAGGAGAGGGAUAGGCCCGCGAGUACGAUCUGGACGUUUGGACCUGGAAUUAUAGUACCAUUACUGGUCUACUUCGUUCCAUGCUCAGAGACAAGAUUUCUGCUCGUGCUCUUGAUCAUCCACGCCGGCAUGGAGACUGGCCAUACGAUCUUGCAUCCGUCCAGUCCCCAUCCCCUUUUCUGGCAACCCUUCGCUGCAGGAUCGAUUUCGAGCUUCUGGCGGACACAUUGGCAGCAAGACGCUGCGUCAUUUCUGUAUUCGUUGGCGUACGCACCGGCCAAGGAGGUCGUUGGGAGGCGUUUUGGGAAGCAAGCUGGUCGUGUUGCCGGUGUGAUGGCUGCGUUUAAUCUGAGUGGGAUUUGGCAUGGUUGGGCGGCUGCUUGUGUGAGUACGGCGCCGUGGCGUACUGGCGCUGGUAUGUGGGCGCUGUUUGUUGCCCAUGGAGUGUUGUGCUUGGUGGAGAGUGCUGUGUGGAAGGAUCGUCAGGGAGGGUUGGUGCAACGGAUCCUGGUUUGGGCGUUUGCUAUUUGGAGUACUGGGAUGUGGAUUAGAGAUACUGAGGAGCGUGUUGAUGUUCCGUGGUUGAAGGAGUACCUCGUGUGA